GCGGUCACCGGCGGCGCCUCAAGCCCAGCGCUGCGGGGAGCGCCGCUCCGCCCGGGCGGGCCGAGACGGCGACCAGCGGACAGCCCUUGAAGCUCGGCUCGGAGGAGAGCGGCGGGACCACGGGGCCGGCGACACCGGGAUCAGCUUGGCGGCGCUGAGGGGCGCCUGUCCGCCGGCGGCGCCUCCAUAGAGAUUUGUUGCGGGGCGUUGGGGGGCCGGGACCGGCGCUGUCCCCGCCUGGCGCCCCAAUAAAGUUUCACUGAGAAGCCGGGCGAGCGCGUCAUCGGGCGGCGCGCGCGCGGAGGCGGCCCCGGCUCUCGCGAGAAGAGGAGAGAGAACGCGCGCGCAUCCGCCCCGCAACCGGAGGUCUCGCGGGAUCGGCGGGGCGGCCGCUGGGGCAGAGGGCGGUGGCGGCGGCUCUCGCGAGAAGAGAGCGGGUCUCGCGAGAAUUGGCGGGUGCUCUCCCCCCCGUCCCCCCCGUUGGACGCGGAGCCGUUUCGCUUUGGGAAGUGAGCGGGGGGCGGCGGGGCCGGGCCGGGCCGGGGGGCGGCGGCCGCUGGGGCUGCUGGCGGAGGGACCCGCGCGGGGCCCGGCGCUCAGGUGCUGGGGAGCUAUCGCGGGCCCAGGCCCCGCCUUCCCGGGGCGCCUCCGCGGCGGCGCUGCCCUCCGGGCCUGGGCCCCUCGGAUGAGGCGGUGAGGCCGGUGCCCUUCCCCCUUCCCUCUCCGGUUCUUCCCCCGCUCCUUCCGCCCUCCCCGGCGCGCUCCCUGCCCCGUUCCCCAUGUAGGAGGGGGUGCUGGUGGCAGGGAGGGCUCAGGCCGGGGUGAAUGGUGCGAGGAGCGGGCGCUGAGGAAGUUUGAAGUUUGGGGAGGGGGGGUUUCGGAGGAAUUAUUUUCCCCCCCACCUCCCCUUUCUCGAGCACAGUGGAGGAGGAAUGCCAAACCCGGAGAGACAUGGGGGCAAGAAGGACGGGGGCGGCGGGGGGUCCUCGCAGCACACGCCUGGCAGCGGGAGCUCCAACAGCAAGGAGAGGCACCGACCGGGCUCCCGGCACAAGCGCCACAAGUCCAGGCACUCCAAGGAGUCGCCGUUGGCAGCCCAGGAGACGGCGGCACCCUUGGGCGCGGUGAUCAAGCCGCUGGUGGAGUACGACGACAUCAGUUCGGAUUCGGAUACCUUCUCGGAUGAUGUGGCCUUCAAGCUGGACAGGAGGGAGAAUGAGGAGAGGAAAGGGGACAGGAGCGAGAGGAUGCAGAAGCAUCGGCACCACCAACACAAGCGCAUUCGGGAACUGAUGAAAAGCAAACAGGCGGAAAAGGAGAGGAAGUUAGAAAAGAGCCUGGAGGCAUCUAGCAGGUCCGGGUCCACCAAGGAGAGGAUAUCGGGAUCCUCCAAGAGGCUCCUUGAAAGUGAGGAGCACCCCAAGUCACUGUCUUCGAAGAGCAGCAACAAGGAGUCCCGGUCGGCUAAGGCGCACAAGGAGAAAUCCAGGAAGGAUCGGGAGCUCAAGUCCAGCCACAAAGAGCGCAGUAAAAGCCAUAGGAAAAGGGAUGCUCCAAAAAGUUACAAAAUGAUUGACAGCCCAAAGCGGAAAUCCAGGAGUCCCCACAGAAAAUGGUCUGACAGCCCUAAGUUGGAUGACAGCCCCUCAGGAGCCUCCUACAUCCAGGAGUACGAUCUCAGCCCUCCCCGCUCUCACACCUCCAGUAAUUACGAUCCCUAUAGGAAGAGCCCCGGCGGCUCCUCGCGCCGCCCGUCCAUCAGCCCACCCUACAAGGAGCCGGCAGCCUACCAGUCCAACACGCGCUCGCCCAGCCCGUACAGCCGGCGCCAAAGGUCCAUCAGCCCCUACAACCGGAGGCGCUCCUCCAGCUACGAGCGAGGCAGCGGGUCGUACAGCGGGAGGUCGCCCAGCCCUUACAGCCGCCGGCGCUCCAGCAGCCCUUUCACUGCGAAACGCUCCGUGAGCCGGAGCCCCAUCGCCAGGAAAUCUGUGAAGUCCCGGAGCCGAAGUCCUGCCUAUUCAAGACACUCAUCAUCUCACAGUAAGAAGCAGAGGUCUGGCUCGCGCAGUCGCCAUUCCAGUAUAUCCCCCACGAGGCUGCCGCUCAACUCCAGCCUGGGUGCCGAGCUCAGCAGGAAGAAAAAGGAACGAGCGGCGGCAGCGGCGGCUGCAGCCAAGGUGGAUGGAAAGGAGGCGAAGGGCUCACCCGUUUUCCUGUCCCGAAAGGAGAACAGCUUAGCUGACCUCAAGGAGCCUGGAACAGAACCGAAGAAGGUCAUUAAAACUGUUAAAUCUGAAAAAUCUUCUUCAGAUACGGAAUUAGUUAAUUUACUGUAUACGAAUGCAGAGACUAAAGCCCCUGCAGAGACAACAAAACCCAAGGCAGAGGAGAACUCUGAGAGGAAACAUCCUGUUCCAGUUAGAGAAUCCAAACAGCCGGGAACAAAAGACUUGAAGCCUGCAGCGGUGGUAGAGGACCUCCUGUCUCCAAAAGAGCCGGACACGGCAGAGAAGGAGAUUCCACCCCCACUACCCUCAAUAAAAUCACCUCCUCCGCCUCUGCCGACAACCACGCCGCCGCCUCCGACUCCGCCGCUGCCGCCUUUGCCUCCGUCACCCGCUGUUCCGCCUUUGCCGCCGUCCCAGCUGCCCCCCGUUCAGGUCCCUACUUCAGCCCCAUCGUCUUUGCCACCCUCUUCCCACCCAAGGACGUCUACUUUAUCCUCUCAGGUGAACUCUCAGUCCUCUGUCCAAGUCGCUACAAAAACACAAGUGUCUGUGACGGCUGCUAUCCCGCACCUGAAAACGUCAACGUUGCCUCCGCUUCCGCUCCCCCCUAUUUUAGUUGGGGAAGAUGACUUGGAUAGUCCAAAAGAGAUUCUUCCUCCAAAACCUGUGAAGAAAGACAGAGAGCAGAGACCACGACACUUACUCACGGACCUCCCGCUCCCCCCAGAGCUCCCUGGGGGGGACCCGUCUCCUCCCGACUCCCCGGAACCAAAGGCAGCCACACCACCUCAGCAACCCUUCAAAAAGAGACCAAAAAUCUGUUGUCCUCGCUAUGGGGAAAGGAGACAGACAGAAAGCGACUGGGGGAAGCGUUGCGUGGACAAGUUUGAUAUUAUCGGGAUUAUUGGAGAAGGGACGUACGGGCAGGUGUACAAAGCCAAGGACAAGGAUACAGGUGAAUUGGUAGCUCUCAAGAAGGUGCGACUGGACAACGAGAAGGAAGGUUUCCCCAUCACGGCCAUCCGGGAGAUCAAAAUCCUUCGGCAACUGAUCCACCGCAGCGUCGUUAACAUGAAGGAAAUUGUCACGGACAAACAAGAUGCACUGGAUUUCAAGAAGGACAAAGGUGCCUUUUACCUUGUGUUUGAGUACAUGGACCAUGACCUAAUGGGGCUGCUAGAAUCCGGCUUGGUACAUUUCUCAGAGGACCAUAUCAAGUCUUUCAUGAAACAGUUAAUGGAGGGUCUGGAUUAUUGUCACAAGAAGAAUUUCCUUCAUCGAGAUAUUAAAUGCUCCAACAUCUUAUUGAACAACAGUGGGCAAAUCAAGCUUGCAGAUUUUGGACUCGCCCGACUCUACAGCUCAGAGGAGAGCCGUCCAUACACAAAUAAAGUCAUUACAUUAUGGUAUCGACCUCCAGAGUUGCUGCUAGGCGAGGAGCGUUACACGCCAGCCAUAGAUGUGUGGAGCUGUGGCUGUAUCCUCGGGGAACUGUUUACAAAGAAGCCUAUUUUUCAAGCCAAUCUGGAACUGGCUCAGCUUGAAUUAAUCAGCCGGCUCUGCGGGAGCCCCUGUCCAGCGGUGUGGCCGGACGUCAUCAAGUUGCCCUAUUUCAACACUAUGAAACCGAAGAAGCAAUACCGAAGGCGCCUGCGUGAGGAGUUCUCCUUCAUUCCUUCGUCUGCCCUCGACCUGCUGGACCACAUGCUGACGCUGGACCCCGGCAAGCGCUGCACGGCGGAGCAGGCGCUGCAGAGCGACUUCCUUAGGGACGUUGACCUCAGCAAAAUGGCACCUCCAGACCUCCCGCACUGGCAGGAUUGCCACGAGCUGUGGAGCAAGAAACGCCGGCGGCAGCGGCAAAGCGGGAUCGCAGUGGAGGAGCCACCGUUAUCAAAAGUUUCUCGGAAAGAAACUACCUCUGUUACGAGCACAGACACUGUCAAAAACAACAGCAGUCCUGUGCCCCCACAGCCUGCCCAGCUCAAAGCGGAGUCUGGCGCUGGAGAUGCAGUAGGCCUUGGAGAAAUCACCCAGCAGCUAAAUCAGAGCGAACUGGCUGUUUUACUGAACUUGCUGCAGAGCCAGACCGAUCUGAGCGUCACGCAGAUGGCCCAGCUGCUGAACGUGCACUCUAACCCCGAGAUGCAGCAGCAGCUGGAGGCUCUCAACCAGUCCAUCACCGCGCUGACCGAAGCCACCGCGCAGCAGCACGAGGCUCCGCCGGCGGCCCCGGCGGAGGAAGCCAUAGAAGAGCCGCCCGCCGAGGCGCAGCUACCGGAGGAGCAGGCGACUCCAGACUCGGCCGGCGCUCAGGGAGACAUGCAGAACGUGCUGGCCGUUCUGCUGAGCCAGCUGAUGAAGAGCCAGGAACCCGUCCUGACGCUGGACGAAAGCAACGGGGAGAAGAGCAGCGAGCAGCGGGGGCCGAGGAAAACCCCGACGGUGCACCCGGAGGAAAGCGCAGCGUGUCCUCCUCGCAUUGUCCCACCAGAGAAGAGACCCCCCGAGCCCCCGGGACCUCCGCCGCCUGCUCCGCUGUCCGAAGGCGACGUGUCCAGCGCGGCGCCGGAGCUGCCCCCGGCCGUCACCGCUGCCUUGCUCCAGCUCUUUUCUCAGCAAGAAGCGGAUCCGCUCGCCCAGGAGCACCAAACCUCCUCCCGACCCUCGGACUACGGCCGCUCCCGCCCCUCCAGGACUUACAGCGCCGAGGGCUCCGAGGGGGGAUUCGCCGCCGAGGAGCUGAAUUUGGGUCAGACGCUGCUCGAACCCUCUGGCCAAGCUCUGGGGAAGGGCAGGACCUUCUUGGGCUCCGUGAGCCACCUCGGCGAGACCAGCAGUUACCAGGGCACGGGAUCAGUCCAGUUUCCAGGGGACCAGGACCUGCGCUUCGCCAGAGUCCCCGUCCACUCGCUCGGCCAAUCCUUCCCGAAAACAGAGGGGAGCGGCGGCAGCAACAACAACAACAACGCGCUGGUGCAUCCGGAGGCCAAAAUUCAGACUUACGGUGAACUGGGAGCGGGAGGCGCCGGUUCCAGCGGGGCAGGGACUGGGCACAAUUGGGGCGCCCCCACCCAGGCGGCUUCUUCAUACGGGAAGACGUUCCGAGGGCCCGGCCGGGUGCCCCCGCGGGGGGGGCGGGGCAGGGGGGUCCCCUACUGAGCCGCUCCCCGCUUUAGUGACAUGACUUUAGUCUUUUUGGCCAGAGCGAGGUCUCAUCUGCAUUUCAGCCGCUGCAAAGCCCCCCCUUGUUAUUCCUCGCUCUGCUCCCGACGAGCGCCCCGGGAUUUACCCCACUCGGGGCGUCUUGCUGGGUUUAAACCUCUUGCGCUUGGUUAGCGACAAAUUAAAGAGAAAUAGAAUAAACCCACCGCUACUGGUGGGAUUUCUGCCCUGAACCGGGGGGAAUUGCUUAAGGAAUGAAACAAACCCAAGCAAGAAUACAUAUAUAUAUAUUUCACAAGGUGGGCGCUGGUGCUUCUGGGUGUUCAGGGGGGGCUGGGGAGAGUCUCUUCCCAAAGCAAUUUGUUGUUUAGUUGUUUUUCCUCAAUCCCCUUUCAAAACUUCAAUACAAUAUGGGGAUAUGUUGAUGCCUGGAUGGGGCAUCCUGGCUCUGAGCCCCAGGAUGGACUCGAUUUACCCAAAAAUCGCUUCUUUCCAUAAAGCAUCAGCCUCACCCUCUGUUUCUGUCCUGCCCUGGCAGCUCCGGGUCCCUUUUGGUGAAAAACUCAUCAAAUUGGCUUUUCUGGAGGGUCUCUGGGUUCCCCAGAACUUUGCAGUGAGAAUCAUCUUUUAUUUGGAAUCAUCUUUUAUUUGGGAAAACAAACCCAAUUUUUGGUGGGGAAGUGCCACCAGGUAGGAGCAUCUUUGUCCCCGCUGUCCCCUCGGAGGCGUCACCAGGUGUUAAUGUAUCAUUUCUAUAAGCAUAUAUAUAUUUUUGUUGUUGUCAAGGAAGUAUUUAGGCUUCAUUUCCUCCUCCCGCAGAACAUUGCGAUGUUGUCUGUUUCGAUGAGGCUUAAAAAGAGAUGAAUAAAGCAAAGGUACAUAUUUAUGAGCUUUUUCUGUUGUUGUUCUGAGUAGGACUUUCCUAUGGAAAACAGAGGGUUCUUUUAAUUUUAGAGACGACUGUUGUGGAGUGUUAAACGGGUGGGAGUCGGGGGGCCCAGAGACCUUCUUGUUACUAACAGGCUUUGAUUUCUUUUUAUACAGAGAGAUAAAUGUAAAGGAAAAUAAACCCACAAGAAUAAAUAGGCACCCGGAUAGGUGCUGCUUCUCUAGCUGGGGAAACCUGCCUUACACAGCCGGACCCGCAGCUCUGCCGCGGGGGAACGAGGGGAGAGAGAAGAAAUACAUAUAUAUAUAUAUAUAUGUAUAUGUAUGUGGUGCUGGUGAUGUGCGAGCGUUGAGCCAGCACCGAGGGGCGACACCGUUUGCAAUUUCCAAGUGUAGAUUUGUUGGGUUUGGUUUGAUUUUAAAUUAUCACCAAUUCACGCCUGAUGUGCAUUAAAAGUUCAGUAGGACACCCAGUGCAGUGAAUGAACCCAUUGUCUCCCCAGGGGGUGAUUUCGAUACCUUUGCCUCCCCCCUGGGGCUGUAUCUCCAUCACCCAUUUAUUUUGGUGCUGAGGACCCCAUUGGGGGGGCUCCUGUCCGUCUGUCCCCCCUCACGCACAGGACAGACGGCCCGAACUUCUGUCCUUGCUCUGGGGCGGCACCUGCGGGGUCCCCAUUGUCACUGUCUCCCCCUCCCAUCCCGGUUGCCCCCCCAGGGAGCUUUGGGCAGCGACCAGUUGCUCCAUCCCCAUCUUAACUGGUCCCAGCAAGAGGCUUCAAUCUCAAAGGGAACACACGGGGCUUCCCCCACCGCCUCUUUUUUCCUUUAAAUUUCAUUUUUCAAAGGGUUUCUAUACAAACAACACAAAGGGGGAAACCUGAUGGUGUUAAGGGAUUUAAAUUGUGGUUCAGGUUGCGGCUCCCCCUCCUUCCCCCCCGGUUUGGGGUUCGGUGCCGACGGCGCCGUCGCCCGUUACCCAGCAGAGAAGCGGCCGCUCGGCCCCACCGUGAACUCCCCCCGGUUCCCUUUUCAGGCUGAACGCGCCUUUUUUUUGUUGUUUCCUUUCGGUUGUACCUUUGUCUCUGUACAGAUAUUUUGUAAUAUAUUAAAUUUGUUUCUUUUCAGUUUAUAAAAAUGGAAAAAAGCGGAGAUUGGAAAAUUAAACUAUUUCCUGUUACGGUA
This is a messenger RNA of Columba livia (rock pigeon), 7466 nucleotides long. It is a transcript of the gene CDK12, whose product is annotated as cyclin dependent kinase 12. The transcript is spliced from 14 exons. Gene Ontology annotation, biological process: protein phosphorylation; positive regulation of transcription elongation by RNA polymerase II. Bases 933 to 5393 code for a protein of 1486 amino acids. The record is from RefSeq and is a predicted model, not a curated record. NCBI's taxonomy places the organism in Eukaryota, Metazoa, Chordata, Aves, Columbiformes, Columbidae. Gene Ontology annotation, molecular function: cyclin binding; ATP binding; RNA polymerase II CTD heptapeptide repeat kinase activity. Gene Ontology annotation, cellular component: cyclin/CDK positive transcription elongation factor complex; nucleus.